Scomber japonicus (chub mackerel) is the source of this 1350-nucleotide messenger RNA. It is a transcript of the gene gpr101, whose product is annotated as G protein-coupled receptor 101. Gene Ontology annotation, cellular component: membrane. Gene Ontology annotation, biological process: G protein-coupled receptor signaling pathway. Lineage: Eukaryota; Metazoa; Chordata; Actinopteri; Scombriformes; Scombridae. The transcript has a single exon. Gene Ontology annotation, molecular function: G protein-coupled receptor activity. The record is from RefSeq and is a predicted model, not a curated record. The coding region runs from base 1 to 1350 and encodes 449 amino acids.
AUGCCGAGCUCUCAGGUGCCCGGUAUGGGCAGUAAUUUCAGUGAUGUUCCCUGGGAGUCUGGCCUCAGCAGCUCCAGUCAGGACCCGAUCUGGUCCUCCACUGCUAACAGCCUGGUAAAGAUUGUGCUCAUAUCUCUGAUUGUGUGCGUGUCCUUGUUUGGAAAUGUGGUUGUUCUCCUGGUGUUCCAGAGAAAGCCUCAGCUCCUGCAUGUGGCCAACCGCUUUGUUCUCAACCUCCUCUUGGCAGAUCUACUCCAGACCAUAUUGGUCAUGCCCUUUGCCAUUGCAGCCACGGUGCCAGGUGUGUGGCCUCUAGAUGCCCGACUAUGCCAGGCCUUGGUAGUGCUCAUGCACCUUUUUGCAUUUACUGGUGUCAACACCAUUAUAGUCGUCUCCGUGGACCGCUACUUGGCCAUCAUCCACCCUCUGUCCUAUCCCACCCGAAUGACCCCUCACUUGGGCACCAACCUGAUCAUCUGCACAUGGGUGCUCAGCUUCCUGCAGAGCACACCUCCCCUCUAUGGCUGGGGUGCUAUUGACUUUGACCACCAUCACAAGGUGUGCUCAGUAGUGUGGUCCUCCAGCCUGUCCUACUCUGUGGUGGUGUCCACCUUCUCUUUUUGGCUGCCAGUGUUUGUCAUGCUCGUAUGUUACUGGAUGGUGUUCAGAGCAGCUCGGAGGCAGAAUGCACUUGUGCACCCCAUACAGACACAGGCCUACUCCCAGCCCUGCACACAGGACUUCCAGGCACCUAGCAGCCCGCAGCAACAGCCACAGCCCCAGCUCCAGCAGGCAAGUUCACCUGAUGGCCCCUACUCAACCAGGGGGUACCCUGUUCGUGUUAGGCAUCGGCGUUUCCAUUACCACUGCAAGGCAGCACGUGUAGUUUUUGUGAUCAUGGCCUCAUAUAUCCUCAGCAUGGGGCCUUACAGCAUAUUAAAUACCAUAUCUAUGAGCGCCAGAGCAGCUAUACCCCCCUGGUUGUCCUCUCUUGCCCUUGUGCUCUUCUUUCUGCAGUGCUGCCUACACCCCUACAUUUACGGAUACAUGCACCGUAGCGUGAGAAAGGAAUUCCUUGCUCUGCUUUGUGGACUGUUCUGUAAACAGGGCCGUCCCAGCCAGAGCUCCGCUGUGGAGAGCUGCUUCACCGCUACUGAGGGACGCUCCGGUGCUCACCCUCACCUGCCCAGCCUCGCUGCUCGAGUCUUCCCCCUGCGAACAUGGGAAGAGUGCACCACAUCCUCCUCUCCCAUUUUUGAUAGAAAGUCAAAGGACAGCCGUAAAGAGACCACCUCGACCAGCGUCAGCUCUGAGAGGGAGCUCACAGUCCACAGCAAGCAAAGCACAUAA